Messenger RNA from Macrosteles quadrilineatus (aster leafhopper), 1727 nucleotides. RefSeq lists its product as uncharacterized. Lineage: Eukaryota; Metazoa; Arthropoda; Insecta; Hemiptera; Cicadellidae. The transcript is spliced from 4 exons. Bases 1 to 300 code for a protein of 99 amino acids. The record is from RefSeq and is a predicted model, not a curated record.
AUGACGAACAUGUUAAGCAAUGAAGUGGUAACACGUAACUGUCUGAGCUCUCUAAGAGCUAUCCGGACUGAUAUUCCCGCAGAUCACUACGAGGGGUGCCGUAAGGCGGCCACUGACUUUAAGCUGGCUCACUACGUCAACAACUCCAUCAAGGAGCUUGAUAUCAAACGGGACUAUUAUGACGAGGUGACGUGGUGUUUCUGCUACUUUGACAACCGCUGCAACAGUGCCGCCACUACGACAGUGUCACUAGUCACAAUCCUGGCCUCGACGUUGUUAGCUCUAAAGAUGUACAUGUGAUCCUUAGUGUAACUUGUUGUAAGCCUGAAUCUCACUUCUGCAGUCAUGACUCAAGUUUGCUACUAAUCUAGAUACAAAUUUGAAAUUGUGACAUAAAUAGGUAAGGUUCCAGCAAACUCUUAUACCUGACGCAAACACAAAGUUGCAAACCAGCUGCACCGACAAUCAGUUGGCUACCAAACAUAACUCCUUUCCACGCACAGGUGUAAACAUAUGCACUCGUGAAUAAUUCUUAUUGUAUUUUACAUUUGUACCCUAGGCUAUUGGUAGCAACUAAAUAGCUAACUCAGUUGAAUAAAAAUCAAAUCCUAUCUUUAAUUGAUAAGAUUGGUUGAGAAAUCCUUGUUUUAAGAUGCGAAAUUCAGCUUUCUCUGUGUGCGCUGGCCUUUAACAUUUCACUUGUACAAUUUUACUUUUUUACCAAUCUUUUUUAUUUUUACUUUUAUUGCACAUAUGUAUUUAUUGAUGUUUAAUACAGGGUGCGGCAAAAAAACCGAUCCAUUUUCUGCAGAGCACUGUUCAGCAACAGGUAGUCUGAGAGUGGUGGAGUAGGCUCGUUGGAAAGCCUACACAAAGCCAUUUUUUGUAGUCAUAGCAGUGGUUGCCUGAGCUACAUGCGGUUGUUAUGGAGUUGUUUUAAAAAAGUAUUGAAUUCAUUUAUUGCAGCUCAGCGGCAUCGGCAGUUUCAUGCAUUCUUUCAAUUAAGACGACAUGGAGAAGUUCCGUUGCGUAUCACAAUAAUGUGGUGGGUUACUAACUUUAGAACGGCUUCUGCGUUGAAAAGGAAGCUGAAAGGCCGUCCAAAGUCAGAUCGGACGCCAGACAACUAACAUUCGAUAGAGUUUGUGCUGCUGUGGAAAACAGUACUCGCAGGCCCGCCCGAAAACAAGCGGCUUGCCGAACAUGUCUGUGCUCAGUUACACGAAUUUUGAGGUUAAUUUUCAUCCCUACAAAUUAAUUAGAAUAAUAACCUGUUUAAUUGUGUUAUCCAUACAGAUAAUCACGACGGAACCUCUCCAUGUGGACCUAAUAAAUAAAAGCACGGAACUGCCACUGAAUUGCAAUAACUGAUUUACUAUUUUUUUUAAACGACUAGAUAACAACCGCACGUAGCUCAUACAACCACUGCUCUAUGAUUACAAGAAAUGGCAUCGUAUAGGCUAUCCAACGAGCCUACUCCCACCACCCUCAGACGGCCUGUCGCUGAACAAUAAUGCGCUGAAGAAAAUAGAUCGGUUUUUUUGCCGCACCCAUAUUUGCAAUGGCUCCAACGCCUGUACACAUUUCAAAGACCUUAAUUUAAAUGUAAUUGAUUUAAAAAAUUUCAGGGCUGUGCGAAUAGUUCGAAAAACGAAUCGAAUCCGAAUCUUUUUAGAGAUUCGAUUCGGAUUCGAGAACGAAUCUACUGUUUCUAACUGGAUUCGGAG